UGUUUGCCGUUUGCUUGCCAGACGACGUCGGCUGACGUGCCCAAUCAUGAAAUACUGCCUCGUCUUGUUGAUGUUAAUAAAAAUUGUGAACGAAGUUUACGGAGGUUGUAAUUUAUCAUUAAAAAAUGAUUUCUCAACGCCAUCACCGGUUUAUUUGCACAAAAACAAAUUUUUGGCGCCAAACACGCCGACGGGUGACAUUUUGUUGGGGCGUUCGGAAACUCUGCAAGUAGCCUGUCCGGGACAUAAGAUCUCCGUUGUUUUAGGAAAUAAAACGACGGGUAUUGAUGUAUUGAACGUAAAAUGUGUUUCAAACAAAAUAUUUAGAUCGCUAGAUAUGAAUUGGGUCGGUGAAAUAAAAGAGAUUAAAUGCACUGCGUUGCCAUGGUUUACUGAAGAUGAAACGAAUAAAUAUUGCCAUGGAAGAAACAAGAUUUUCAGAACUGGCUACAACAUAUCCGGAACAUUCCACACAUUGUAUGAAAUAUGCUUCGAUAAGGACCUGCUCACACCAGUGUAUGUGAAACACGAAUUGACUCCAAUGAGCAAUUUCAAGCAAGUGGGUGUGAGACGACCUUCUUUCUAUGGAGGUCAAUUAUUUGGAAAAGUACGAAUUUCGCAUAUGUACAAAAUUGAAAACCAAAGAAAAAUAUUUCAAGACAUUCUGGGCGCAGGCAUGGAUCAGAAAUAUAUUACGAAAAUUCAGUUUUUAAACCGCGGGCACCUCGCGCCGAACGCCGAUUUUACAUUGAACGCCGAGCAGCGAGCGUCGUUCCACUACGGGAACACGGCGCCGCAAUGGAUGCGGGGCAACGCUGGGGAUUGGGCCGCUGUUGAAGAUGCGGUGCGCAGACGCGUGAACGCUCUCAACACAACAGUGACAGUGUACACGGGGGCUUACGGCGUGUCCACACUGGCCGACCAGCAUAAUGUCCAGCAGGAAAUCUAUCUAGGCUCAGAUGGCAAUAAUAAUUUUAUUGUGCCUGUGCCGUUGUAUUUCUUUAAGGUUAUAUACGACCCCAAAGAGCGUAAAGCGCUCGUGUUCGUUCUUAUAAACUCAACAUAUUACAACACUAGUAUGAUAGACGAGCUGUCCUUCUGUGCGGAUAUUUGCGAGGACAGCAAGUACUCCUGGCUGAGGUGGAGGAACGACGGCACUCACAGUUUCUGCUGCGAGUACCAGGACUUCGUGGAGCACAUAAACGUGUUGCCGAAACUGAAUGUGGACGGGCUUUUUUAUUAAAUGACCGGAG
Molecule: messenger RNA, 1253 nt
Organism: Zerene cesonia (dogface butterfly)
Lineage: Eukaryota; Metazoa; Arthropoda; Insecta; Lepidoptera; Pieridae
Exons: 8
Coding region: 47-1243 (398 amino acids)
Biological process (GO): apoptotic DNA fragmentation
Cellular component (GO): nucleus; mitochondrial inner membrane
Molecular function (GO): metal ion binding; nucleic acid binding; RNA endonuclease activity
Source: RefSeq, a predicted model, not a curated record